Messenger RNA from Guyanagaster necrorhizus, 471 nucleotides. RefSeq names its product DnaJ-domain-containing protein. NCBI's taxonomy places the organism in Eukaryota, Fungi, Basidiomycota, Agaricomycetes, Agaricales, Physalacriaceae. The record is from RefSeq and is a predicted model, not a curated record. Gene Ontology annotation, molecular function: ferrous iron binding; ATPase activator activity. The transcript has a single exon. Gene Ontology annotation, biological process: positive regulation of ATP-dependent activity. The coding region runs from base 1 to 471 and encodes 156 amino acids.
AUGCAGAAUUUUUAUCAAGUUCUCUCUAUAUCUCGGUCCGCAUCGCUCCCAGAAAUAAAAGCUGCUUACCGCAAAAUGCUCCUUCAGCACCACCCAGACAAGAGUACCCUUCGCAAGGAAGGCCAGGUCCAUGUAGAUUUUACGGUGAUCCAGGAGGCAUACUUCAUCCUAUCGGAUCCCGUUUUACGGCACAGCUAUGAUGUGGAGAUCCUUCAGAAACGAACCACGGGAGGACCACGACCAGCACAAGUUGUUUCGUUGGAUGAUUUUGAUGAGGAGCAGUCGAUGAGUGACUCUGACCAUUCGGCGUGGACCUACAAAUGUCGCUGUGGCGGUGUCUACACAAUAACAGACAAGGAAAUGGAAGUCGGACACCACUCUAUUGCUUGCAGCAGCUGCUCUGAGGUCAUAUGGGUUGGAUACGAGCUUGCGGGCGAAGAAAAAGGCAGUGGGGCGUCUCUUAAAUGGUAG